Messenger RNA from Lasiodiplodia theobromae, 1590 nucleotides. RefSeq lists its product as uncharacterized. The coding region runs from base 1 to 1590 and encodes 529 amino acids. NCBI's taxonomy places the organism in Eukaryota, Fungi, Ascomycota, Dothideomycetes, Botryosphaeriales, Botryosphaeriaceae. The transcript has 2 exons. The record is from RefSeq and is a predicted model, not a curated record.
AUGCCCUCCUCAUCGUCCAAGUUAUCUUCGAGGGCUCGGUCAUCUUCGGUGUCUCAGCCAUCCACCGCUAAAACGACGCCGGAAUCGAAGGGGUCCAGCACCAAGAAAAGACCCCGUACAGGCCACGAAGAGCCGACAGCAGCAGCGGGGACGCCGGUGAGCCCUGUAUCGAAGCAACGGCCGCCGCCUGUCACGGAUGACACCCACGUCGACACGGACGAUGAGAAUGACUUUUACCAGGAGCGCCCGGAGUAUGUCGAGCACACGUACAGCUACAUCCAGGACCAACUCCGUGAGCUCGUUGGACUACAGUUGCCUGAGGACAAAGUCUACACGGCGGAAAAGCCUGGCUUGAUUCGCAAGUUUGCGGAGGACCAUUUCGAUUUCAAAAAUCUCUUCAGCAACGAUGACGAAGAGAUCUUGGCCAGACUACGCGAGAUGAGUGUUCACUCGGCGCUGCUCAUUGGCUGCGUCGCGAAUGGUGGACCGCGCAGCGUCAAGGGCUGGCUGGAAAUCUUCACGGAGCCGUUCGAGCGACAGGCACUCGUGAGCGGCAUCAUCGGCAAGGUUCUCGAGGAGCACGUCUUCGCGAGCCUGUGUUUCGGCGCCACCCCCAAGCAGCUAGAGGAGCUGCACAAGGAGAUCGAUCUCAAGCACAGGGACUACCCCCAUGAUGGCUUCACCCGCGCCCAGCUCCGCUACGAACGCAUCCGCAAGAUCAUCCAGAAAGCCACGAACCCCACAACCAACCCCUUCGGCCUCCCGCCCGACUUCAUCGCCACCAGCAAGCGCCUCGCCUGGCAACUGUUCACGGUGCUGGAGCCCAUCUACGCGUUGAAAGCGGGCUACGGCGCCCCCACUUCGCCCACCUCGCCGGCGUCGAAGAGCAGGAAGCGGCAGCCCUCCUGGAGCGAGCUCCGCAGCGGCAGCAGCGGCGACGCCCAGCGCGACCUCGUCGCCGACCUCUACACCAUCGUCGUCCGCGCCGGCAUCCUCUCCCUGCACAUGCGGCUCGACCCCACCACCGUCUACUUCGGCGUCUGCGCCGGCAAGGACGAGUACUGGGACGAGAAGGCCAUGCGCGCCUACAACUACCGCUACAUGAUCAAGACCAACCCGUUCACCAACAUGCCCGAGAGCGACGGCACCGAUGAGACCGAGAAGAAAAGGCGCAAGGCCCAGUGCCAGCUCGCGCUGGUCAGGAUGGCGCUGUUCCCCGGGUGGCAGGCGUUCAAGAAGGGCGGGUGGAGGAGCGAGGAUAAGGAGAAGGGGAUGAGGGUGUGUGAGCUGGGGAGGCAGUGGGUCAGCUUGAGGUGGGGAAGGCAGCGGAGGUGGGAGAGCCCCGAGCAGAAGGCGAAGAGGUUGGCGGAGCUGCAGAAGAAGAAGAAGAAGGGUAAAGGUAAGGGGAGGGCAAAGGCGGUGGAUACUAGCGAGGAAGAUGAGGAACUGGGAUGGGAGGAGUGGUUGACUAUCUGGGGAGAGGGAAAGCCGGGCAGCGAGGCGGCGCUGAGGAAGAUCAAGAAUUGGUUCUCCUGGAAUGUGCCGAGUGAAGAGUUUGAAAGCGAGGAGGAAAUGUCCGUGGACGAGUAA